CCGUAACCGUGACCAGCGCACGCUAUCUCAUCCCCUUCGCAUAGGCCUCUCGCUCUCGAGCACAAAGAAAACUAGUUAUAAAGCUUUCAUGGUGCGAGUGUUUCUACUGUUGAGCCUCGAACAGAUCAUCAACCCCUUUGCCAUUGUCCAAAUCGAACAAGACCCACGUUGAAUACUCCAAAAUUCCACACUUUGUCUCUUUUUUUUCCUCGCCCACCAAACGGAAACGGAGCCAAUAGAAGAAAAUUUUCCAACCCCAACAAUUACUAUCAAUGUGUACGUGUGGACGAGUUUCUUCGUGAUUGCCGUGGUUUCUCGUCCACAACGACGGAAAAGCUCAUGAUUUGUAGCGUAUUGAUGACAUGCACCAUGUGGGUACGUCAGUAAGGAGGCGCUUGUGUUUGUUUUGUGUGGGCGUGUCAGUGUAAGAUCGAGGAGGAAGAAGAAGGUAACGAUGAUGGCAAGCCAGAUUGUGAAAGUAAAGAGGGAUAAACUCGCCGCAUGCAUGGCAUGUCCUUUAUGCAAUAAGCUCUUCAGAGAUGCUACCACAAUAUCUGAGUGCCUCCACACCUUUUGCCGGAAGUGCAUAUAUGAAAAGAUAACAGAUGAGGAAUUGAAUCACUGUCCAGUGUGCAAUAUAGAUUUAGGUUGUGCUCCACUGGAGAAACUAAGGGCAGAUCACAAUGUGCAAGAUUUAAAAGCUAAACUCUUCCCUACUGGAAGAAAAAAGAUUAAGUCACCUGAAGCUGUGCCCUCAGUUCCAUUGCCAGGAAAAAGGAAGGAGAGAUCUCUCUCUUCAUUGGGGUUCAGCGCAACAAGACUAAGUGCCCCUCCUGGUCUGAUUGGAAAAAGAAUAAAAUCUGCUGCAAGAAAGUUUCUUGUUCUACAAGAAUCUACUCUUUUUGUUGAUGACCCUUUUAACAGAGAGGAAGAUGAUAAGGAAGUGGAAGAUUGCGUGAAUUCUUCUAAUGCUGAGUCAUCUAAGCAACACAUGAGUAAUAAACCGACGGUGGACAACGCUGAACCAUGUGAAGGGAAAAAUGAUUUGUGGAAACCCUUAAAUCGCUUGGUGGAAACUGCAAGCAAAACUAAUAAGUCUGUUAAGUUCAAAAUGCAUGGGACAACAAUGCUGCCGGAUGCCAAUGAAGCACGUGUGCCUAAAUUUAAAAUAAAGGGGCGUGGUAAUAAAUCAAAAGGCCAUGGUCAUGAAAAUUCCUCAGCUCCUGCAUCAAGUUCAGUGAAGCCUAAAAAGUUGCAAGCUGUCCGGCAAAGAAGAGCAGCUGUCUCUGAUAUUCCAGGACAAGCAGCGCUUGAUGCAAAUAGUAAACGUGACAGAAUAUUUAGCCCACUUUGGUUCUCAUUAGUUGCCUCUGAUAAACAGGUAGGAGAUGCACCCUUGCCGCAGAUAUCUUCAUGCUAUUUGAGGGUUAAGGAUGGUAGCUUACCUGUUUCACUUAUCAAAGAGUAUCUUGUGAAAAAACUGGAUCUUGCUAGCGAGGCUGAGGUGGAGAUCUUGUUGCAGGGUCAGCCAUUGAUUUCUACACAGCAACUUCACGACUUGGUAGACAUGUGGUUGCAGACAAAACCAACAUCAGAAAGAAUACAGACAUCUGUCGGUAGCUCAGCCAAGGAUUUUGUGAUGGUUCUAUCAUAUGGUCGAAGCGCUUAGCGCCCAUGAACAGGUUUCAAUGAUGCUUAAAGUCACCUCUAUCUCCACAGUAAAUCUCAGUGAAGGCAAUCAAGGCAGCAUUCCAAACUCAAGCUAACACAUUAAUGAAAAAGAAUAAACCUGACAUUUUUUUUUUUUUGCUUUUCCUCCGAAUGAUCAUGAUUUUAUUUCGGUUGUUCAUUGUCAUGUUGACUGUGAUUUUGUUACGGUUGAUAAAGAUUUUAAGUAUGAAACAGAGCAUGAGACUGAUCUUGCAUAUGAGGAGGAAGAGGAACAUUAUGUGGAAAAUGGUGAUCCGAUUCUAAAUUCUGAAGUAAAAGCUAUUGAGAAUGGGGCUAUUCCUGAAGUUUUUGAUGUAAAAUCUGAUUGGAGAGGUCUAUUCAAUUCUGAGAAAUCUAUGGGAAAAUCUAUUGGAAAAUUGCCUAUGGAAUUCUGGACUCAAAAGGGUCUCUUAGUUGAGUAGCCUCUUUAUGCUAAUGCUAUUACAAGUAGUGAUAAAUAUGAACUCAGAUUACUAGUGGAGAUUGUUGUUCUAUUUAAGAUGUUUCAGCUAAUACUACCAAAUACAU
This is a messenger RNA of Alnus glutinosa, 2238 nucleotides long. RefSeq names its product E3 ubiquitin protein ligase DRIP2-like. Gene Ontology annotation, molecular function: ubiquitin-protein transferase activity. The record is from RefSeq and is a predicted model, not a curated record. NCBI's taxonomy places the organism in Eukaryota, Viridiplantae, Streptophyta, Magnoliopsida, Fagales, Betulaceae. Bases 455 to 1669 code for a protein of 404 amino acids. The transcript is spliced from 7 exons.